Coturnix japonica (Japanese quail) is the source of this 611-nucleotide messenger RNA. Lineage: Eukaryota; Metazoa; Chordata; Aves; Galliformes; Phasianidae. The record is from RefSeq and is a predicted model, not a curated record.
UCUCAGAGCCAUUUGUUCUUUCCCCGAGCCUGCCGGGAGCAGGCAGACGGGACAUCCUAGAGAAAAAAGCGUGUGCAGCAGCACAGCGUGUCACCUGCUGCUGCUGCUGCAGCGUUAGUGCUGGGGAGCACGUUACCAUCUCCCGCUCCCACUGGCCCACCGCAACUGGUGGAAGGAUGGAGGCAGAGUUUGAGACCCGCUGCCCCGUGUGCCUGGAGAACUGGGACAGCGCAGCAUACGCCAUGCCUUGCUGCCACCAGUUCUGCUUCCGCUGCAUCCAGCGGUGGACAAGCACCAGGCCCCAGUGUCCGCUGUGCAAACGGGAUGUGAAGACCAUCAUUCACUCCGUGCAAGCGGACGACAACUACAAGGAGGUGGAGGUCAGACCAGCUGCACAGGCAUCCGUUGCUACACGGAGACCCGCACUCCACCACGCAGCCCGGCCAUGGCCUGCAGUGCCCACGCAUCCUCUGGGCGGCCUCUCCCCUGCCACCUGGGCUUCCCUCUUCAGGGAGCAGCCGGCCCUGCUGCGGCCCCUGCGGUCCUGGCUGCGCCAGAACCUGCACCGCAUCCUGGGCACCGAGGGGGCCACAGGCAAAUAUCCUGGUUGA